GUUGAGAUUCAGCCAUGCUUCAAGAUGAAGAGCGUCAUUAACGAUAGGAAGUUGUUCAGCUUGUGACGAUUGCCCACCAUGCUACACUCGCUGUGCUGCGGCCCCCAAGUGCCUCCUUCAGAGGACAUCUGAGAGCUGUCGCCCUGUUCCCUACAUGACCCCGACCCUUCACGCCAUGCCCACAAGUAGGUAUAUCACCCGCCUCUCGCCACAAUCCUCCUCACUUCUUGGACAAACCAACAGCCGCAAGGUGCAGUGCCGGUGGUGCUGCCUCUCACUGGCUUUUGUCUCCAUCCGUCAACUUCCACAAUUCUUGUUUUUAUAAACAUUCUAAACUUCUGUCCGGACUGUCAUUACUUCGUCGCAAGACAUUCAGUGACUUUUCUUCUACGCUGCUUCGGACAUCGAGGAAUAUUGUUUCUGGCUGUCAACAGUAACUGAUUUCUUUGGAGUUCUGAAAAACUGAGACAAAACAUUUCUUCUUCGUGUCUGUGACUUUCACGAGACUUUCUAAAGGUCGAUCUGAAGUGCUUGAGCCGAAAAGGAAUAAUUAAUGCUUGUUUACCCCACCGAUUUGUGCCAAAUUAACAAACUGAAAACAUUGUCAGUUGGAGAUAGAACUAUUUUCUGUGAUUUCCUUGACUACCACAGAGACAGCAAUGCUCAUUUUUCUUGGGAAACAAAUAUUUUCAUUGAUGGACACUCAUUAACUAAAGCAUUAACGCGCCACAACUGCUAGGGUCACAAGUGUCGUUGUUGCGCCAGGUGACCUCCCCACUACCAGCUCUCAUUCAAGAUGGACGUGCAAGUCGCCUUCACAUCCUGCACCGACCCGGCCACCCUCAACCUCACCGUGACGGAGAACGGGGUGAGCGAGCACGACCGUCUGCUGCAGUGCCUGAACGACGAGAAGGCAGGCCUAUACAUACCCGUCAUCGUAUUUCUCGUCGUCCUGAUCAUCACAGGAACGUUCGGCAACGUCCUCGUCUGCUGUGUCUACCUGCGCAAGUCCUAUAAGGCGUUCCACUAUUUCAUCCUGUCCCUGGCCAUACUGGACCUCUUCAGCUGCGUUAUAGGGCUGCCCACUGAGAUUGCGGACCUGAGGUACCCGUACAUGUUCGACAUGCCCAUCGCCUGUAAGAUACUCCGGUUCUCACACUCAAGUACCAUCAUUGCCUCCAGCACCAUACUUAUCCAGGUGGCCUUCGAUCGGUACUUCCGCAUCUGCAAGCUGGGUCAGCAGUUCAGCGUGCAGAAGGCCAAGUGUCUGUGCACCAUGGCCAUCUUGCUGGGUGUGCUGACAUCCUGGCCCAGCUGCCUGCUGUUCGGGCGCAAGACAGUCAACCUGCACGUGCAGUACCACGAGGACGAGCACGCAGGCCACAGCGCGCGCUACCACCCGGCUCAGCUACGCCACGGACCGCGCUACAACUUCCAGCGGUCCCCACUCCGCCACGAGACGCUGGUGGCGUCCGACUGCUCUACAGACGACUCCAUGCGGGGUACCAUCUACCCGACCAUCUACUACCUCUUCCUCUUCUCCUUGUUCUUCCUCACCAUCGCCUUUUUCGCCGUCCUGUACACGCGCAUCGGCGUGGCCAUCUGGCGGCGCAAGCGCAAGACAAUUGGUUCCAAGAUCUUGACCAAGGCAAACAGUCAGCAGUCCGAUCAAACCAGUACUGAGCUGUCGUCGGAAGCCGAGGCAACUGGCAGUAGCCAUAAGAAUAGCCACCACCCUCCCAUUCUGACCACCGGAACUCUUCCCCGAGGAACUGGCGGCAAAGGAAGCCCCAAGACAAAGGAACCGGAGCCAGAAGUGGUGCAGCCGAACAAAAAGACGCAGAUCCGAGUCGGGAAAACCACCACCGUGCUGUUUGCUGUGACCCUGGCCUACAUCCUGAGUUUUCUUCCUUACCUCGUGGUGAUGAUUCUGCGCAGCACCAUUAAGGACUUUGAAGGACGGCUCAGCCCAGUCGGCGAGGUCGCCUACAAGUUCUGCGUGAAGUCGUUUUUCAUCAACAACGCCAUCAACCCGCUCAUAUACAGCUUCCUCAACGCGGGCUUCCGCAAAGAUGCCCGCCAGACGCUGAAGAAGAUGUUUCACAACUGCUUCUGCCGCUGUGUCUGCUGCGGCGCGUGCUGCUGCGGUGACCCCGGCGAUGACCUGGACGUGCCCCACUCACCUGUGGCCGUGUAACACUGUCUAACAUGCCUGUGAUAAGACAUUGUGACGUACCGCACACACCCGUGUAAGACACUGCGAUGUCGUGUACGACCCAGUCAUGUGACCCACACGCCCGUGCUCUUGUAUGAGGCUGUGACGUUCAUCACACGACCGUUUAUGAUGCUGUGACGCAGCCAAGUGUGUUACGUGGGCAUUAGUAAGCAAAUGUCUCAUGCACGUCAGUCGUUCAAUCUCGGUGCAGCCCUCGCGAGCAUCGCUCAACACAGUGAGGUGUCUGCAAGCCCAGAGGCGUGGCCAUGCUCUUCACGAACAGCCAAUGCUUCCAGACUUUUCUCAAAAUCUGCAACAGCAACUCAGAUGUGCACGAUGAGAAACUGCCACAAAAUGCGCUGCUGUUUCGGGAAGCCAGGGUUUUCAAAUUUAAACUUCAAAUCUCUUUGAAUACCCGUUAAGUAAGCUGGCUGUGACUAGAAAUGACCUGUCUGUAGCUAUUUUGCAGUUUGACACCUCUUGCACAACAGAUAACGGUGAUGUUUUUGCUGCUAAGUGCUUCAUGAGUGUGUUGUAACAGUUUUCCAAGGCAGCACAACAAACUGUUGAACUGUUUGACUUGCAGACUCUGGUCACUGGACCUGCUGGACGUUUGGUACCUGCUAUAAAGUUUAUACCUGCAUUGAAACUGAUGCUCUUUUAUCGGCAGUAGCAUUACAUGAUAAAUGAUUUCAUUAAUUAUCGAUGCUCUGCUGAUGUAGCAGCAACAUAUGUGUAGAUCAUGGUUCACAUGCACAACCUGUGUCACACCGUAUGCACACAGUGCUAAACAGUCUACCUCAUAACAGGUUAGCAUUUCUCUUGUCUUCAGUUUCUGAAUAAUUUUUUAAAAAAAAACUUUGUUUUGGGACUGAUCAGAUUAAGAGAUGUGCAGAAAGUGUUUAUAAAACAUAAAUCAGGAGAUCAAAAAGAAUCAUUGGAGACCUCUUAUAGAGAGCACAUGAUACAGCUUGCCUUUUGUAACUUCAAAAGCGUUUGACUAGUUUUGAACAAUCUGGUGUCCUGAAGAAGGAACAGGACAUCUUAUGGAUUUGAAGGACAUUUGAAACUACAGUACGCAACAAUCUCCAUCCUCCAUCAUGUGGUCUGAGAACUUUGAGAUACUUUUUACUAAUCUGUACUUCCAGUUUGUAAGUAGAUUUAGUGGAAUGCAUAUUUGGUGUACAUAUUGAGUUUGAUACUUAAGAAAAAUGGCUGUCAAAAUAUGUAUUUUAAUAGACAUCAAAGAAUGCUUUACCCAGCAUUCUGAAAUGCCUGUAACUGAAAUUAUUACUCACAUGAUGAAUAAAAGAAUUUUUAUAAAUUCUUUCUUCAGCACAAAAGAGUUUACAAUCUUAUUGGCAAUUGUUCUCAGCUAAUUUUAUUUACAGUUUCUGUAAAACAUUAAAAAGUUUCAUCUAAAAUUUUAUUUUAACAUAAUUGCACCACUGAAUGAUGGUAUAUACAUAUCCUGUACACAAAAUAGUUAUUUUUGUUAUCAAACAAUGUUUAUCACUUUAAAGUUAUGAUAAUAUAACAAACAUGCAAAACCUAUUUUAAAAACUGCAUAUUAUUAAAUUUUAUAGCAAAGGAUAUCCACAAAUUUCUAAACAUAAGCAGUUAACUAUCAAUUAAUAAUAUAUACAAAUUAAAAAGUGCUGCAAAUAUGUUACUGCAUUGUGCACCACAUCUCUUCAUACACCUUUUUAAAUAAACGGAAAU
Molecule: messenger RNA, 3937 nt
Organism: Pomacea canaliculata
Lineage: Eukaryota; Metazoa; Mollusca; Gastropoda; Architaenioglossa; Ampullariidae
Product: octopressin receptor-like
Biological process (GO): G protein-coupled receptor signaling pathway
Cellular component (GO): membrane
Molecular function (GO): G protein-coupled receptor activity
Source: RefSeq, a predicted model, not a curated record